Plutella xylostella (diamondback moth) is the source of this 1358-nucleotide messenger RNA. Lineage: Eukaryota; Metazoa; Arthropoda; Insecta; Lepidoptera; Plutellidae. The record is from RefSeq and is a predicted model, not a curated record.
AGUACAAACUUCGCUCGAUUGCACCUGUACUAGUUGGUAUAGGAGCUGAUAUGGCACUGAUAAUCUUUGUUUGCUGUCGCCGUUUAAUCAACAAGUGGUGUGCACGAAACGAUAUACCUAACAAGGCAUAAUAUUAUUAUUGUUUUCAUUUACUGCUAUUGUUUUAUAGUCAGUUUUCAUAUCAAUUCUUUGUAUUGCUCCAUUAUUUGUUUAUCGUACUUUUUUGGCGUUUACAAAGGCAACUAUUAAUUUCCCGCAAUGCCGAUUCGAGAGCUUAGUCCUGAAUUAGCUAAAAUAGCCAAGUCUGAGCUGAAUGAAGACCCGAAGCGGCUGCAAGAUGACCUCCAGAGCAUCAGGGACUGGAUCUCCAAGCAGCCUCACCUCAUAUGUAGAACUGAUGAGCAGUGGCUAGUGGCGAUCCUCCGCGGCUGCAAGUUCAGUCUGGAGCGGGUGAAGAAGAAGCUGGACCUGUACUACACGCUCCGGACCACCGCGCCGGACAUCACCAGGAAACUGGCACCAUCUGGCGACGAGUUCUUGAACGUGCUCAGAUUAGGAGUGUGUGUAAUUUUGCCCAAAGCUUCUGAGCUGUCUCCCCGAGUGAUCCUGCUCCGGCCGGGGGUCUACGACGCUGGUCGGUACGACGCCGCUGACCUGUUGUGUGUCUUCUACUACUUGUCACAGAUUCUCGUGCUGGAAGAUGACACUGCGACGGUGAUAGGCACAAAGAUCCUUGUGGACUACCAAGGACUGUCCAUGGCACACAUCGCCAACAUGACCCCGGGACAGAUCAAGAAAAUGAUUGUCAUUGCUCAGGAUUCCAUGCCACUCCGGUUAAAGGGUAGCCAUCAUAUCAACUUACCCUCGAGCUUGGAAACAAUCUUUGGAAUAGUGAAAUCGCUAAUAAACGAGAAGGCAAAACAAAGAUUAAAAAUUUACAAGAACCACGAAGAGCUCCUGGAACAAAUGCCCAAAGAGAUAAUUCCUGAGGAGUACGGAGGAUCCGGAGGAACUAUCAAAGACAUCACUGCUGAAUGGGAGCGCAAGCUGGUGGCCUACAGAAGCUGGAUGCAGCAUGAGGAGACUCUGGGCACAGACGAGGCGAGGAGGCCGGGCCGGCCUAAGUCGGCUGAGGAAAUGUUCGGGGUGCAGGGCUCCUUCCGCAGACUUGAGGUGGAUUGAAGAGGGGAAGCGAAUGGAUGCUUGGGAUUUUCUUGGUGGAUUUAUGGAUAAGGAAGUAGGGUAGGAAACCAUUAACAAGUAUUUGUAAAUUUAUGUAGUAAUAAUUAAGCGUUUAAUGUCCAAAUAAAGUUUAAUCGUUAAUUGUAGUUAAGAAAAUAAUAAUAUUUUGUUAAAAU